Messenger RNA from Orbilia oligospora ATCC 24927, 1986 nucleotides. RefSeq lists its product as uncharacterized. The record is from RefSeq and is a predicted model, not a curated record. The coding region runs from base 1 to 1986 and encodes 661 amino acids. The transcript is spliced from 2 exons. Lineage: Eukaryota; Fungi; Ascomycota; Orbiliomycetes; Orbiliales; Orbiliaceae.
AUGUCGCUACGACAUACCAUAAAGACCCUCCUUUCUGGCCCUCAAACGCAGGCAUCGCCGCCUGGGGGCUUCGGGUAUAACCAGGCACCGAAUCCCACUCCAAACCAACCACAUCAUGCGCAGCAGCAGUUUGGAUACCACCAGGCUGCUCCUGUUAACUAUGGGAAUUCGGGUGGACAACCGGUGAUGGUUCCGAAUCCUCAGUCUUAUGGAUACACUCCUCCGCCAUCGCAGUUUCCCCAAAUGUAUGCUCCGCCUCCCCAGCAACAACCUCAACAGUACCAUUGCCCACCGGUCCCCUUAAACUCUGCCCCGUCUGGACCACUCUAUCAUCAAAAUCACAACGCUUUCACCCCUCAAAGUGGAUUAUCUUAUGCUCCAGCAUCGGCUCCUCCUCCACUGCAGCAGUCGUUCCAACCGCCGAAUUCACAGAUCCAACAAUACGGCCCCACGCCAUCUACAACCUCGAUCUUUCAACAGCCACCCCAACCACAUACACUGGCACAUGGCCAGUACUUGCCUCCGAAACAAUAUGGACUCCCUCCUCCAGUACCUUCAGCGACUCACCCCAACUAUCAACAACCGGUGGCCAAUCCACUACACCAGGAGCAGCAGAAGCAACAGCCAACGAGCAAUCCCGUUCAACAAUAUGCAAAUGUACCACACCUUCGCCAAGAUCAACAACAGCCUCCCCGAACUCCGCUUUCACCGCCUCCCCCUUAUAUGCAAUUUGAGCAACCGUUUAUCUCACAAGCGGCUGUACAGCCUAGCGGGCCAGCUGCUACGUCACCGAGACCCACCCUAAAUUUUGCGCCUCCGCCCUUAUCAAACAACCCAAAACCACCAUCCAGUCAAAUUGAGGAGCAGUCGCAGGAGCAGUCACAAUCGCAGCAGCAAUACGCGAACCCGUAUACUGCAAGUGCGCCAAAGCUCAAACCCUCUACCAGCGGAACCGAAAUUAGGGAUGGAUUCAGUUCAAUACCACAACAGACAAGCCACCUAAAACAGACGCAUAUACAGGCAGACACCCUCGACGAACCUCAGAGACCGGCUUCGACGAAACCACAAUCUGACCCGGUUGCUUCUGAGGGUGCAACAACGAAAUCUUAUACCCCGACUGGAAUAAUACAUCCAUCGAUGUUCACACAAUGGAAUACCGCAACUUCGGUCACGUCAGGCCGAGUUCCUAACCUCCCAUCUGACCAACCCCAAUCGCCUACCAAAUCUAUGAGCGCAAUACCGCCACCCGCGGCUGCUAUUAUCAAUUCGGCACCGCCCCAGCCUACGUACCCGGGAAUAAAGGGGCACAAGCCCACUCAGAGCGUUAAUAGGUCCCUUACAUUUUCAAAAAAGAACGCGGACGGGAGCCCGAAUUGGAAUGGAACGCUCUUAACAAUAGACGGAAUGUCUUCAGAAACUUUCACACGCUUUGUAAAUGGCUUAUACAACUUCGCUGGGCAAGAUGAGGAUCCACUAGGUCUAACCCCGGAUCAGAUGCGGAUUUUGUUGGAGCGGCUAGAUAUGCCGGACGAAAGGAAUUAUCCCAAGAAAUACUCCCUCGCUGCACCUAAAGCCAAACCCGCUGAUCCAGCCUCGUUCGUCCAUACCAGCUUGAUCCAGUACUACAGCAUCUUCGAUGUUACUUACAUCACGGAAGGCAAUCUUAUGCCUAUCGUGACCCGAGACGGAUUCCAGCAAUACAUGACGGCGGAAGUAUUGAUUGAUCCAUCCGGCAUGCAUCGCCAAUUCCUCCGGCUACUCGCCAAUUUCGGAAACCAAAUUAUCGAUCCCUUCACAAAAAUUCCAUUUGGCAACGUGCAAUUCCAACGAGAAUAUCUUCCGCCAGUUCCCAACGACCAAUACAUAGCGCGAGACAAAAAGCAGCAAGAAGCACUCCAGGCGAGGGAGGCACAUGAUUCGCAGCAAUACUAUAACAUUGACCAACAAACUAGUGGAUACCACCAAUUAGGUUCUUGGGGGAUCUAG